Exaiptasia diaphana is the source of this 6010-nucleotide messenger RNA. RefSeq names its product cytoplasmic dynein 2 heavy chain 1. Bases 1022 to 5473 code for a protein of 1483 amino acids. Gene Ontology annotation, cellular component: dynein complex. Lineage: Eukaryota; Metazoa; Cnidaria; Anthozoa; Actiniaria; Aiptasiidae. The record is from RefSeq and is a predicted model, not a curated record. The transcript is spliced from 35 exons. Gene Ontology annotation, molecular function: dynein light intermediate chain binding; dynein intermediate chain binding; minus-end-directed microtubule motor activity. Gene Ontology annotation, biological process: microtubule-based movement.
UUUACAUCAAAUUUACAACCUUUAUGGCGCGCGAUUUUUUCCAGUGAUACCGUGUCCCGAGGCUACGCUAAUAUAUACUUUUACUAGCGACGCGAUCGAUUUGAUAGAUUUUGCGUAUGAUCUUUUCACAUCAUUUUUUUUUAAAUAUGCUUAUCAUUGCAGGGAAAAUUUACCAUUCAGAUUGYAUUCGUUUUAUCCGCAGAUAAGAGAAUUUAUAAGAUGAAAGUGUGCUUUGAAUAAAAUGAUUUUAGAAAAAAAAAGAACGAGUAUAUAUUUUAAAGUUAAAGAAAGAAAGAAAGAAAGGAUGUUUAAAAGCUGCUCGAAUCCAGAAUCGAACCCGAGAUCGUCAGUUCAACGCCGCUAUUCAAGUAUGAUCUUGCGUGUAAAAUAUGUAAAACAAAUAUCCACAUAAGAAUAAGUAUAUUUCAGUAAAAAAAAGAASGAAAGAAAAAAGAAUCGCAAUUAAAUUAAUAAUUAUUAAACAAAAUCUACUGAAAAUCAAGAUGACUAUAUMAUAUUUAAGAAGAAGAAAAAGUGCUCGAGACGAGAUUCGAACCCGCCAUCCUCUGUUCGACAUCGCUGUUCAUCUUGUUUGUAAAUUUAACGAACGCGGCUCGUAAAUAUUGAUAAAACAAAAAAACAUCUAACAUGACUAGAACACCUAACAUCUAACAUGACUAAAAAAAUCAGAAGUGCUCCAGUCGAGGAUCGAAACUUGGAACUCUGGAUUAUGGGUCCCUUGGGAUUGCUAAACUGCGACGUGGAAAAAAAUAAAAUAAUAAUAAAGUCGCUGCAUUUUAUAACCGUGCCGCAGGAAUGCUGUUCGCUUUUGAGGGAGAGUUCUCUAUGUGAAGUUCGGAUGCGAGCAAAAAUCUCGAGAUAGUGGUGAGCGCUCGACCGUAAUGUGAUAUAAAUAUAUAUUUUAAGCUUCUAAGUGGAAAUUCAGUGCGUUAUUUCCAUUCCUUUUAUUUCAAUAUCCUGCCGUAUCAGUUAUUUUCUACCUAUAUUUCCAGUUCCUCGUAUGUUACUGUCCAAUGAGGGAGUCAAGACCGACGAUUCAUCCAAAGGGAAAUCCAAGGGAGAUGAUUUAGUCAAAGGUUUCCUGAGCAUCCACGAGACCUGCAGCGAGAAGGAUGCCGCUCCUCGUCGGUACAUGACCUUCUUGAAUAACUACAAAGACAUCUAUACCGGCAAGAAAGACGGAGUGGUUAAACGACAACAACAUUUACAGGCUGGCGUUUCUAAGUUAACCGAUGCCAAAGCACUGGUGGCUGAUUUGACAAAGAAAGCAGGCGAGCAAAGUGUUAAACUAGCAGAGAAACAAGAAGAAGCUGAUACAGCACUUCGUGAGAUUACUGCUAGUAUGCAGAGAGCCAGCGAAUCCAAAAGUGAAAUGGAGACAUUGAAACAAAAACAGGGAGAAGAAUCAGUUAAACUGGAAAAAAGAAAAAAAGCAAUCGAGAUUGAGUUGUCAGAGAUUGAGCCACUUGUCCAAGAAGCGAAAGACGCCGUGGGUAACAUUAAGCCCGAGUCUCUAUCAGAAAUACGUUCACUGCGCAUGCCCCCUGACGUCAUUCGUGAUAUACUUGAGGGCGUGCUUAGACUUAUGGGUAUUUUCGAUACAUCGUGGGUGAGCAUGAAGAGUUUCCUGGCGAAACGUGGCGUCAAAGAAGAAAUCUGUUCAUUUGACGCACGCAAGAUAUCACCAGAAAUCAGAUCCAGUGUUGAAGAAUUGUUGACGAAAAACGCAAACUCUUUCGAUCCYAAGCUUGCAAAGCGUGCCAGUGCUGCCGCUGCACCGUUAGCAGCAUGGGUCAGAGCCAACGUGAAGUUUUCCAUUGUAUUGGAGAAGAUUGAGCCACUGGAGACUGAGCAAGCUCARCUACAGAGAAAUCUUGACAAGUCACAGCAAAGAAUGGACAAACUUGGACGAGCUUUGGAUAAAGUUGACAAAGAAGUGGCAGAAAUGAGRAAACGGUUUGAGUUACGAACACAAGAAGCGGMGCAAUUGAAGAUGGACCUUGAUAAAGCCAAGGAAACUAUUGCUGCCGCAGAAGCCCUCGUUAAUAAACUUGAUGGCGAAUUUAGCCGUUGGUCAGGACAGGUCCACGAGUUAACCUCCGAGCUAGAGCAGCUACCACGUAGAGCACAGCUCGCUGCUGGAUUUGUCACGUAUCUGAGUAGCGCACCAGAAGACGUACGCCGUGACACCAUGAAACGAUGGUGUGAAACUSUGGGUCUGGAAGGAUUUGACUUUAGACGUUUUAUGAGCACAGAAAGCGAACAGUUGGGUUGGAAGUCGGAAGGAUUGCCUUCAGAUGACCUGUCCAUCGAGAACGCACUGGUCAUAAUGAAGAGCGCAGUACGACCAUUUCUUGUCGAUCCAUCGUCACGUGCUACSGACUGGUUGAAGACCAAUUUGAAAGACCAAAGACUUGAAGUCAUCAACCAACAGGAUUCCAACUUCUCUACCGGGCUUGAGUUAGCUGUACGGUUCGGCAAAACACUUCUUAUACAAGAAAUGGAUGGUAUUGAUCCUGUGCUGUAUCCAAUCCUUAGAGGAGACCUCGUCAGCCAAGGGCCGCGAUUUGUUGUUCAAAUUGGCGAGAAAGUCAUCGAUUAUAAUGAAGAUUUCAAGCUAUUCAUGGCGACAAGAAAUCCCAAUCCAGACCUUCCACCUGAUGCCCAUGCUAUCAUAUCAGAAGUCAACUUCACRACAACUCGGGCUGGACUUACUGGCCAAUUGCUUGGCAUUACGAUACAACAUGAGAAACCUCAACUUGAAGUCAAAAAGACGGAGCUUUUGAGAAAAGAAGAAGAGCUGAAGAUUCAGUUGGCUGAGCUGGAGGAGUCGUUGCUUGAGACUCUUGCCAGUGCUGAGGGUAACAUYUUGGAGAACAAGGAUCUUCUUGAGUCGUUGAAUAAGACCAAGGCCAGUAGUAUGACUAUUGCAGAGUCUUUGCAAGAUGCACAUCGUGUACAAACUACCUUAGAUCAGGAACGGGAUGCUUAUCUCCCAUUGGCUAAGAGUGGUAGUACCAUGUUCUUUAUCAUCAGCGACCUGGCAAAGUUGAACAAYAUGUAUCGGUUCAGUUUGAGUUCGUUCUUGAGAUUGUUUGAAAGGUCAUUGGAAACCAAAAAGGAUUCUAGUAGUACCGAGCUACGUAUCAAGGUUCUUAAGGGUUCACUGCAGUCGUUAGUCUAUGAAUAUGUCUGUCGUUCUCUCUUCAAGGCUGAUCGUUUGAUGUUCGCUCUUCAUCUGGUUCAUGGCACUCAUCCUGAAAUGUUUCAAACGAAGGAGUGGGAGUUCUUUUGCGGAAUGGUGGUCAGCGACAUGUUCAAGCGCCAGGAGUCGAUGAAGAACCUUCGAGACAGCAUGCCAUCCUGGAUAGAUUCUGACAGAGCAGGGCCUGUUGGAUCAUUUAAGAAUUCGUUUGSAAGCGUGUAUGCGAACCUUCAGUUGGAAAACUCUGAUUUGUGGCUGUCGUUCGCCCGCAGUUCUCAAUGCGAGCAAGAGUUUCCAGCUCAGAUUGCAAAGAAAAUAAGUCUUUUUCAACAGGUUCUUGUGGUGCAAGCCCUACGACCAGAUAGACUUCAAAGUGCAAUGAUUAUGUUUGCUUCUAAAGCGCUAGGUGUAAAGGAACUGUCACCUCCAGCAUUGAACCUGAAGCGACUGGUUAAGGACACUGUGCCAGGGGAAGCCAUUCUUAUUGUUAUAUCGCCUGGUGCUGAUCCUUCGCAGGAGCUACAAGAGCUUGCAGGCGAGGUUGUAGGCGUGAACAAGUACCAUCARGUUGCUAUGGGUCAAGGCCAAGCKGACAUAGCAUUACAACAACUACACGACUGCGCAAGGGAUGGYGAAUGGCUUUGUUUGAAAAACUUACAUCUUGUGACAGCAUGGCUUCCCACUCUAGAGAAGGAGCUUAAUUCACUCGAACCUCAUGAGAACUUCCGCUUAUGGCUGACAGCGGAAAGUCAUCCCAAGUUUCCCACGAUUUUGCUGCAGUCGAGUCUGAAGGUCACCUACGAGGCUCCUCCCGGCACUAAGAAGAACCUUCAGCGCACRUACGAUUCCUGGGCACCAGAGUACAUCAGUCGUGGGAACUCGUCGAUUCGUGCCCAGGCUCUCUUCGUGUUGGCUUGGUUCCAUGCUAUCGUACAGGAAAGGAGGAACUACAUCCCCCAGGGUUGGACGAAGUUCUACGAGUUUUCGUUCGGAGACUUACGAGCUGGUGCGGAUAUCAUUGACAGACUCUGCAGUACUGCUGGUUCGGGGCAGGUCCGAUGGCCGUUUGUUCAUGGGCUAUUUGCUAAUGCAAUUUAUGGCGGUCGUGUCGACAACACCUUUGAUUUGAAAGUGUUGGAAUCAUAUCUGCUACAGUAUUUCGAGCAGUCCUCGUUUCCUGGUCAGAGCGGCAGUCGUUCCCGUCCCAAGAAAGUCAUCCCUAAUGUCAGCCUACCAACAUCGUGUCAUCACAGGGAUUAUGUUGAGAUUAUUAAUUCUCUUCCUGAUGAUGAUAAACCUUCUUUCUUUGGUUUGCCGGCAAAUAUUGAACGAUCGUCGCAAAGGAUUAUUAGUUCGCAGGUAAUCGGACAACUUAAGGUUCUAAUGAGGUCUGACGUUGUUGCUCACAAGUUUGACAAAGAGAAAUGGUCGGUGGAACUGUCUCCUAUCUURAAUCUUUGGAAAAAGUUGAAUCAGGGCUCCCAGCUGAUACAGAUGAAAAUACUUCCGCCUUCAGAGACUGGGUCAGAGUCUCCAGUGACGUCAUUUGUACUACUUGAACGUUAUAAUGCCAUUUCAUUGGUGCAGAUAGUCCAUGCUUCGUUGUCUGCUCUCAGCAAGGUCAUUCGAGGAACUCAGUUACUCAAUGCAGAGGUUCAAGCUCUGGCUGGCUCUCUUCUCAAACAGGAGGUUCCUCUAGAGUGGAGCGCAACCUGGGAGGGUCCUGCUGACCCAGUGCACUGGCUAAGAGCACUUGUAUCAAAAGCCCUUGCAUUAGGGUCUUGGGUUGAAAAAUGUGAAGCUAAGACAUUACUUCGAGAAGAAAUCGACUUGUCAGAACUGUUCCAUCCCGAUACAUUCYUAAACGCAUUGCGUCAACAAACGGCCAGAGCUAUGAAAACAUCUAUUCACAAUCUGAAGCUUUGUGUGUCUUGGAAAGCAAGUAUAAAUGGCGCAAAAUAUCCAGUCAAGCUGGGUGGUCUUCAGCUUGAGGGAGCUGCAUUUGACGGCAAUGCUCUCUCAGAAAACCAGCGCGAUUCACCAAGUGUGUCUUCAAUUCCKGUAGCUACCGUAGCCUGGGUUGACAAGGACACUCCUGAUCCGUACCCUAGCAACGAGUGUUUGUCUGUACCCAUUUACUACAACUCAGAACGUGACCACAUGGUCACGUGUUUCAACAUGCCUUGCGGCGGGAACCAAAACCACUGGGUCCAGUGUGGCGUUGCCUUGUUUUUGAAAAGCCAAUGAUUGAGGUGCACGUGAAAAUUAUUUGAUUUUGGACUUCUACCUACUUUGUAAACCACGUAUUUAGUACACAGAUCAAAACCUGAACUCGUUACUUCUGCUGUUUGUAAAAAUUUCUUGUGGUGACUCUACUGCAAUAAUUCCUGUUUUGUCGAAUUCGUCCAUUCUUAAGGCCAGUUUACACUUGCGAUUUUUGAAGCGCGAAUGUCGCGCGACAAUCGCCUGAGUUUCGAGCAUGCUUAAAAUUUAGCUGCAACUCGCGGCGACUUUCGAUCACCGCGACAUUCCCAGAGCUGUUUACACGUACGAUUUGAGGUGCGUGAGAAGAAAGUGGCGAUUGUCGCGCGACAAUCGCGCUGCAAAAAUGUAAACGGGCCUUUAMUCUUUUGUUGAUGUUUUUGAAAAUCAUGUUAAGUGUAUUUUUUUCGUAUGUGCAUAAUGUGUUUCUCUAUAUGUCUUUCUGCGUGUUUGUUUCUACUCUACGGCAAAUUGUAGUACAUUAUAAUGCUUUAUUUAUUGAAUAAACACUUUCGACAGUGA